Molecule: messenger RNA, 215 nt
Organism: Suricata suricatta (meerkat)
Lineage: Eukaryota; Metazoa; Chordata; Mammalia; Carnivora; Herpestidae
Gene: MT4
Product: metallothionein 4
Exons: 3
Coding region: 1-189 (62 amino acids)
Molecular function (GO): metal ion binding
Source: RefSeq, a predicted model, not a curated record
AUGGACCCAGGAGAAUGCACCUGCAUGUCUGGAGGAAUUUGCAUCUGUGGAGACAAUUGCAAAUGCACCACUUGCAACUGUAAAACGUGUCGAAAAAGCUGCUGUCCUUGCUGCCCCCCGGGCUGUGCCAAGUGUGCCCGGGGCUGCAUCUGCAAAGGGGGCUCAGACAAGUGCAGCUGCUGCCCCUGAGAUGCGUCCGUCGUGCUGGAGGCAAG